AUGAAGGAGAGAUUAGCAGCCGACGUGCGGACUAUCAAGCGUUCGUCCAAGCAGUGUGCAGCGGUUCUUAGUCCAUCCAAAAAACGUAAAGGGAAGAAUGGCUCUAACUCUGGCACGAAAUUGACUGAACGAGCUGGGCGCGCAGCUUUACCUUUUAGCACUUCAUUUGCUGAAGAACGUGCUGCAAAACAAUCAAAGAGAAUUCUACCCAAGGAAAAUUGGGAAAGUGCAUACAGGGACGAUCGCAUCUACAUCCCUACUCUGGAUGAGUUCGGCGCAGAGGCUAUGAAGCAGGGAUCUAUGUUAGAUGAGGUCUCACUUCUUCCAACGGAAGAUCUCGCCAGUUUGUUAUGUGGGAGUCGAAUCUUCAUACUAAUCCGAAAAUCUGCUUUUGGUAUGGAAGUACUAAAGUUUUGCCGAUAUUUGCAGGUGAAGCAUGCCCAACUAGACCUGAGCACUAUAGCGGACGAAAUCACUGUUAAGAAGCAUUCAGCGCGCUUUUUGCUAUCUGAAGGUUGCACUGAGGAGUUUCUGUCAUCGUCUGGGAUCAGUUCUUAUUUCGAACACAUUUUGGGUCUGAUCAUAUCUAAAUCAAGGGGGAUCUCGAUAAAGAUGGAUGCGUUUUGCAAACAACUCGCUACUCGCCUUAUGAGUCUCAGGUCAGGAAUGCCAGUUGUGGAUGACUCCUUCUACAACGAUUUUUUAUUGUCGACUAAACCAUCAGCCAUUCAACGAGCUACGGGUUUGCAUGGAGAUGAACUCAUCAUGUUGUUGGAAUGUUUCCUAGCCAAUAUCUUGAGAUUUUUUAUACUGUACUGCGUACACGCUUUUCGGGACCAAGUAGUUCCGAAGUUUUCGAGUGCUGGUGAGAUUUUCUACCGUUUGAAGUCUUCAAAAAAAGAAGUGAUCCCUUCAUCAGUGGUCGGAACUGAACUCCAAUCGAGUAUUAGAAGGUUUCAUUUCUGCAUUUCCACAGAGGAAAUGGGUAUGUGUGUGCCCCUGGAUGAGAUGUACGUGCCAACGUUUGAAGAUGUGAAAUACGGAAUUGGCUGCGCAUCUCUUGUUUACCAAAUAGCUCAUUCGCCCGCUCCACAAAUCACUCGGUUGGUUCUUGGCGAGAGACUCUUCGCCUCCCUAAAAAAUGAUUUUCCUGUGUUUGUCUCUCAAAUGCACGAAUAUGCUGGCCUUCUGAAAUCGUCACAGUCAGGGAUAAGAUAUGGACACCGUCUUUACAUACUGAAAAUAAUACAUCGCCUUCAUGUGCGAAGAGAAAUGAGUAAGUUCUUACGAAGAAUUGUGAUACGUACCUACACCAGAAACGUGCUUUCUAUUUUAUUUGACUGGGUACCGCUCGAGAAGAUAUGGAAUCAUUUGUUUCUUUUGGUAGAUCAGCUGUUGAUCGCCAUAGGAUCCGCAAUCUACAUGAGUUAUGUGCGCUGUGACGGUCGUUGA
Molecule: messenger RNA, 1452 nt
Organism: Necator americanus (New World hookworm)
Lineage: Eukaryota; Metazoa; Nematoda; Chromadorea; Rhabditida; Ancylostomatidae
Exons: 14
Coding region: 1-1452 (483 amino acids)
Source: RefSeq, a predicted model, not a curated record